Molecule: messenger RNA, 3393 nt
Organism: Carica papaya (papaya)
Lineage: Eukaryota; Viridiplantae; Streptophyta; Magnoliopsida; Brassicales; Caricaceae
Source: RefSeq, a predicted model, not a curated record
UCUUCGUUUUCCAGUCUUCAGUUUCUCGCGCACCACCGUGGCAUCAUCUUGUACCGCCGCCUUCAUCUGUCUACACAGGGAGUAUAAUCGUCACCACCGCAACAUUUCUCCACCGAAUUUUGUAAGUUUGAAUUUCUCGCCUCAGUCAGUCGGCCUCUUUGCAAAUUUUGAGUUUAAGUCCUUGUAAUUUGAGGUAUUGUGUUAUAGUAUAUAUUUUUGCUGUUUUAUACGGAUGUUUUUCUUUGAGUUUUGUGAUUCGAGCCGUGCUUCUCAUCACCGUGUUCUUAUCUCCAUAGUUUUAGGUUUUAGGUUGAUUGACGGCCGUACUAGAGCUAUUACGGCCUUUUACGCUCUUAUUGGUUUCGUGUUAUUUUUCUGAAAGAGAAAAUUUCAAGUUUGAGAUUAUAGGUUUUCAGCUUUGAAUGAAGGGCUAGAAGUGGUGUAUAAAUAAUGUACUUGAAAGAAGGAUGUUCCUUAUUAUUCAAACUCCACAAACCUUCAAUUCCAUUUAUCCUCAACACAAACACAGUUUUCAGUCUUGAUAGGAACAUUCAAAAUGAGCAAAAACCAGAAAAAAUCAAAGAAUCUGAAGUGUUACAUAGACUGAUCAAUGAACCCAACGUCUCUCUGGCUAUGCAGUAUUUCAAGUUCUUAGCUAAUUCAAGAACCUUUAGACACACCCCAUUAACAUAUCGAGUUAUGAUCAAGAAACUGGCACAAGAAUGUGAAACAGAUGGCGUUCACUACCUUUUGCAGCAAAUGAAACUGGAAGGAUUCAGUUGUUCUGAAGAUCUGUUCGUAAGUGUGAUUAAUUCUUAUCAGAGGAUGGGGCUAGCUGAGCAGGCACUAAAGAUGUUCUACAGAAUCAGAGAAUUCAGGUGCACGCCUACGGUUAAGAUUUAUAAUCAUAUUUUGGAUGCUUUGCUUAGUGAAAGUAGGUUUCAGAUGAUUAAUUCUAUAUAUAGGAGCAUGAAGAGAGAUGGGAUGGAACCGAAUGUCUUUACUUAUAAUAUCCUUUUGAAAGCAUUGUGUAAAAAUAAUAGGGUGGAUGGUGCUUGCAAGUUGCUUAUAGAAAUGUCGAAGAAAGGGUGUUCUCCUGAUGCUGUGAGUUACACUAUAGUAUCCUCAAUGUGUAAGCUUGACAUGGUAGACGAGGCAAGGGAGCUUGUCGUGGGAUUUAAACCAGUUGUGAGUGUUUAUAAUGCUCUGGUUAAAGGGCUCUGUAGAGAAAGCAAAUUCAGGGAGGUAUUUGGAUUGCUAAGAAACAUGGUGGAAUUGGACAUUGACCCCAAUGUUAUAACAUACUCAACAAUCAUUAAUUCUCUUUGUGACGUGGGGAAUAUUGAGCUGUCUCUUGCAGUUUUGGGUCAGAUGUUUGAGAGAGGAUGUGAUCCCAAUAUUUGGACCUUUACUUCUUUGCUGAAGGGCUGUUUCAUGAGACAUAGACUGCCUGAAGCAUUCGACCUCUGGAGCAGGAUGAUCAGAGAGGGGUUUUUACCCAAUGUUAUUGCGUAUAACACCUUAAUUCAUGGCCUCUGUGUAAAUCAAAAUGUUGAUGAAGCUCUAUCUGUUUUUCAUCAGAUGGAGAAAAAGGGGUGCCGUCCAAAUGUGACAACAUAUACCUCUCUUAUUGAUGGCUUUGCAAAAGCUGGUAGCUUGGUUGGUGCUUCUGAGAUAUGGAACAAGAUGGUAAUCAAUGGUUGCUGGCCUAAUGUUGUGACUUACACUUGCAUGGUCGAUCUCCUUUGUCAGCAUUCUAUGUUUAGCCAAGCUCAGUAUCUUAUUGAGAAGAUGGCAAGGGAACAUUGUCCUCCUAAUGCAAUUACAUUCAAUGUGCUUAUCAACAGUUUAUGUGGCAGAGGAAGAGUAGAGUGGGCAUUAGAAGUGCUUGAUGAAAUGGGAGAUUAUGGGUGCUUACCUAAUAUCACAACCUCUAAUGAGCUACCUCAUGGUCUCUCCAAAGUAAAUAAAAUUAAUGAAGCUUUCCAGCUCAGCAAAGAGAUUGAAGAAAGAGGCAUGAAAUGGAGUUUGAUUACUUAUAACAUCCUUUUAUCUGGAUUAGCCCGUGCCUGGUAUGAUCAAGGGGAUGUGCAACUGAUUUGGAAAAUGCUGAUGGAUGGAAAAAAGCCUGAUGUUAGCACAUACAACAUGGUACUUCUUGCAUACUGUAAGAAGGGAAUGGUCAGUGCUGCCAUCCAACUUUUGGAUAAAACUAGUGCAGGAGGAGAGUGGCAUCCUGACAUAGUUUCAUACACUAAUCUUCUUUGGGGGAUCUGCAAUUGGAUUGGGGUUGAGGAAGCCACAAGGUUUCUUCACAACAUGAUAAAUGAAGGGAUCAGACCCAACAUUGCCACAUGGAAUGUGUUAGUCCGCUGUUUUUUCUGCAACUUAGGUCAUUUAGGGUCAGUUCAUAUUCUGGAUAACAUCAUAGGUAAUGCUGAGAAGAAAAGCACAGGGGACAAAUAUAUAUAGUGUCCAAUUAUUGGCAAGAUUGUACAGAUACUGGUUUUAAUUGAAUAUGGAUUUUCAAUAUGAUAUUUUUUGGGCAUGCUUUGAAUUCAACCUAUCCUUAGCUUUGCAAGUGGUAAUCUGGGACCCAACUAUAUGGAUUGCCAAUGAUCAGGUUCUUGGGAAGUUCCAUCACAAGCUUCAAGUUCUUUCUGAUCCUGUAAUUUCCUCAAGUUUCUGUUGAAAUUUGGAUCAAGAAAGAAUGGAUGGGCUCACAAAAUUCCCUAAUUCUGGAUGAACACUAAGGUCAAGGCAGAAGCGCUUCUCUUCUGCAUACCAUUCCUGUGAGUUCCUUGCAUCAGAUUAUUUCAUAGAAGGUAUGACCCUAGCGAAGGGAGCCUUAGCCCAUGAUUCAAAGGAAGUAAAACAGAAGAUCAACUUCGGGUAUUGUACUUUUGUUGGAGGAAAUCUUACGACUUGGCUUAGAAAAAACAGAAUAUGGUGGCUAGAAAUAGUGUUGAAGCAGAGUUUAAGAUGGUGGCACAUUGUAUAUGUGAAGCUUUAUGGAUUAAAUAGUUUCUUGAAGAACUUAAAAGCUACUAGUCCCUUAUCCAUGGAUGUUUUUUGUGAUAAUAAAGUCACCAUUGCAAUAGCACAUGAUCUAUUACUCCAUGAUAGAACUAAGUAUCUUGAAGUUAACACAUACUUUAUUAAGGAGAAAUUGGAAAUUGGAUUCGUUGUUUUGUCCUAUAUUUCUAUGUUUGAACAAGUAGCAAUACUCUCUAAAGGCUUACUGAAGAAGCAAGUUGAUAAAAUUGGUGAACAAACUUGCUAUUAAUGACGACUUUCAGGCAGCUUGAAGGAGAGUGUUGAGAAUGCAUGAUUGUAUAUUUUAUAAUUACGGUGAUAUGAUUUUCUUCCUAGAAAUCAAGGUUUAUUUUUGUA